Messenger RNA from Rosa chinensis, 1131 nucleotides. RefSeq lists its product as uncharacterized. The record is from RefSeq and is a predicted model, not a curated record. Lineage: Eukaryota; Viridiplantae; Streptophyta; Magnoliopsida; Rosales; Rosaceae. Bases 1 to 684 code for a protein of 227 amino acids. The transcript is spliced from 3 exons.
AUGGCCACAUUUCUUGUGGACAAUAUUACACUUUAUAUUUUGGUGAACCCAACUAAAAAUAUUCCCGCUUCCUCAAAUGUAGUUGGACAUUCCGCUUCUCGAGUCCCUAGUGGUACCUUACUGGUCUUCCCGCAUAUUCGAGGUCCUAACUCCCCUGCUAGAGGCCCCUUCUUUCAAGACGAAGAUUCAAAUUCCCAUACUAAUUCCAAUUGGCAGCAGGUCCAUCGUUGCAGCUUUAAUCUAUAUGCUCGUUCUCCCAGACAGCCAGCUACUAGACGCCCUGGUGUUUCAUUCAGGGAUGUGGUUUCAGAAGCUCAUAAUUCUCAAGCUCAUGCAAAUGAUCCGGUUCAAGACCCUGCUCCAGAUCCAGGUCACAUUCUUGUUCCUGAUCCAAUUCCAGACCAUCAGAUGCAUGAGGGCGAUCCCUUGGAGCCCAUUCCUCUAGCUAUGAUCUUCCCAAAUCAAGAUGACCCUCUUCAGUUCAAUGAGAAUGCUCAUCUGGCGGAUAACCUUAAUUUAGCUCCAGACUCUGAUGAAGACCAGAUGUUUGAAUUGAAGGGGAGGCUAAUGUGGAUCAAGACUCUUCUGGCAAUGUUAAAGCAAAUUCUGACUCUGGUAAUGAGUCGUUUGCUCCUGCUCUUUCUAAUCAGUUGCCUAGUCAAGAUUUAUCUGAAGACCCCAUGAAUCAGGACAUCUCUGGUCCAGUUUUUAGAAGCCCUCAGAAGAGAGGCAGAGAUUCCAUUGAAGAUUCUCAUGCAGAACCUUCUAAUAUUCAUAGUCCACAAUGACAAUCUUAUGUUGGAAUUGUCGUGGCUAUUCACGGCAAGGUUUUCUUCCUCAAGCCACUUUCUUAUCAUCCUUAGUUGCUCUUAAUGUUUUUUGCCUGCUAGAUACUAGAUUAGAUGAGGAUGGUGUAGAGAGGCUAGCUACUAAGUUUUAUUUUGCUAAGUUUUGUUGUAGCCCUGCUGUUGGACAAUCAGGUGGCCUGAUUUUGUUUUGGAAUGAAAUCGACUUUAAUCUUUCUGUUGUUUUUGUGCAUCCCAGGUUUAUUCAUUGUUCUUUCAGUAAUCCUAAGAAUGGUGAUAAUUGGUUUAUUACGUUUCUGUAUAUGUAUCCUCACAAAGAACUUCA